Megalops cyprinoides (Indo-Pacific tarpon) is the source of this 2687-nucleotide messenger RNA. Its product is annotated as HHIP-like protein 1. The transcript has 9 exons. The coding region runs from base 85 to 2490 and encodes 801 amino acids. Lineage: Eukaryota; Metazoa; Chordata; Actinopteri; Elopiformes; Megalopidae. The record is from RefSeq and is a predicted model, not a curated record. Gene Ontology annotation, cellular component: membrane.
GCAGCAGCAGGUCCCCUGUUGGUCGAUUUACAUAAUUUACGCGCAAGUGAAAGUUGUGACAGUUCUGGCAGUCCGAAAAUAACAAUGCGGUAUAGCUACGACAGUCUGAGACGUGUCUGGCAUGCUCCGUUUAUUCUGUUAUUCUUUUUGGGGGUUUGGAUAGGACCCGUGCGUUUACACCCACAAUGCCUGGAUUUCAAGCCCCCGUUCCAACCUGCAGAGGAGCUGACGUUCUGUGUUAUGUACAAAGAUUUCGGCUGCUGCGAUUCUGCAAAGGACCAGGAACUGAUGUCGAAAUACUAUCGGAUCAUCGAUAAUUUUGAUGAUUACGGGUAUGCCACCUGUGCCGGCUAUAUACAAAAUAUCAUCUGCCAGGAGUGCUCCCCUUACGCUGCGCACCUCUAUGAUACCGAGGACCCCAGCACGCCCAUCCGAGCCCUGCCGGGGCUCUGUGGAGAUUACUGCUCCGACUUCUGGCAGAAGUGCAGGUCGGCCAUCCCCUUCCUUACCGACGACAGGCACCUGGCCAAAGCUGGGCGGGACCGGGGCGAGUUCUGCGGGCGUGCGGGGCUGGACGACGCAGACUACUGCUUCCCCAACCUCGUCAGCAACGAGCGACUGACCAGGAACCUGGGCCGCGUGGGCGCGGACUCCGAGGGCUGCCUGCAGCUGUGCCUGGAGGAAGUGGCCAACGGGCUCCGGAACCCGCUGGCCAUGGUGCACGCCAACGACGGCACGCACCGCUUCUUCGUGGCCGAGCAGGUGGGCGUGGUGUGGGCGUACCUGCCGGACCACUCCAGGCUGGAGAAGCCCUUCCUCAACAUCACCCAGGCGGUGCUGACCUCACCCUGGGAGGGCGACGAGCGCGGCUUCCUGGGCCUCGUCUUUCACCCCAAGUUUAAGUACAACAGGAAGCUGUACGUAUACUACUCGGUGGAGGUGGGCUUUGAUGAGAGGAUCAGGAUCAGUGAGUUCCGGGUGUCGGCCAGCGACAUGAAUGUCGUGGACCACAGCUCGGAGAGGAUUAUUCUAGAAAUCGACGAACCAGCAUCCAAUCACAACGGUGGGCAGCUGCUGUUCGCCGAUGAUGGAUACCUGUACAUCUUCACAGGGGACGGGGGAAUGGCAGGGGAUCCGUUUGGGAAAUACGGGAACGCACAGAACAAGUCUGCCCUGCUGGGCAAGGUGCUCCGCAUUGACGUGGAUGACAAUGACAGGGGCCCGCUGUACAAGAUCCCACUGGACAACCCGUUUGUGCACGACCGCGAGGCGCGGCCCGAGGUGUACGCCUUCGGGGUGCGGAACAUGUGGCGCUGCUCCGUGGACCGGGGAGACCGCCACACCAAGGAGGGGAAGGGCAGAAUCUUCUGCGGAGACGUGGGGCAGAACAAAUUUGAGGAAGUUGACAUCAUCGAGAAAGGCGUGAAUUACGGCUGGAGGGCCAAGGAGGGGUUCUCGUGCUAUGAUAAAAAGCUCUGUGCCAACAGCUCUCUGGGUGAUGUGCUCCCUAUAUAUGCUUACUCACACAAAAUGGGCAAGUCAGUCACAGGGGGGUACAUCUACCGUGGCUGUGAAUACCCCAAUUUAAAUGGCAUCUACAUCUUUGGAGACUUUAUGAGCGGGAGAAUGAUGGCACUCCAGGAGAACAGGCGCAAAGGGAAAUGGGACUACAAUGAAAUAUGCAUGGGCAUGGGGCAGACAUGCGUCUUCCCAGGGCUUAUCAACAACUAUCACCCCUACAUCAUCUCCUUUGGGGAGGACGAGGCUGGAGAACUUUACUUCAUGUCAACCUCAUUUCCAAGUGCAACGUCUUCUUCUGGUGUGGUGUACAAACUUGUGGAUCCUUCACGACGGGCACCACCGAGACAGUGUCAUUAUGACCCACUGCCAGUCAGAGUUAAAAGCACCCUGAUCAAAUUCCAACCAAAGGAGAAAUUGAUAGGAGUUGAAAUGUCACACAAGCAGCCAAAACUGGCCAAUAGGCAACAGACAACCAGUUCUAGCUCGACAGACUGGCUUCAGGACCUGAUGGACCUCCUCGGGGUGCAAGUGAGUGCCCUAGGAGGAACCGCGCCCGCGCCCAGCCCCGCCCCCACUCCUGCUCAGCCACAUACAGGUCAAAGGAAGAAAGGCAAGCACGGCUCCAAGACCCGGCCCCAGAACGGGGCCCUGCGAUUGGCCGGGGACGAGGAGGGGCGGUCUGACAGGGGCAGGGUGGAGAUCUACGUCGACGGGGAGUGGGGGACGGUGUGCGAUGACCUGUGGGACGAGAAGAGUGCGGGUGUGGCCUGCCGGCAGCUGGGGUUCCACCAUGCGCUGAAGGCCUCCAAACAGGCGGAGUUUGGAGAGGGCAGGAGCCUCAGGAUACUGCUGGACGACGUGCAGUGCGAGGGGGCGGAGCAGACCCUCCUGGACUGCCGGCACACGGGCGUUGGCAUGCACAACUGUGCACAUUACGAAGACGCCGGUGUCAUCUGCGGAAAUGAUUAACUUCAAGAGCUGAGCCAUGUAAUUAGUGUAGUGUAAUUAAAGCUUUAUUUAAGUGAGGAAAAUAACAAAACCUAUAGAGAGUGUCCUCUCUGAUUUUUGCUGAUACUGGCAUGUAGGACUACCUCUCCUGAAAUUUAAAGUCAGACUAAUUGUUUUGGUUUUACAUCUUAUUUCUUUUGACAAAUAACCCACUUAGA